Messenger RNA from Neoarius graeffei (lesser salmon catfish), 2221 nucleotides. RefSeq names its product zinc finger BED domain-containing protein 4-like. The transcript is spliced from 2 exons. The record is from RefSeq and is a predicted model, not a curated record. Gene Ontology annotation, molecular function: protein dimerization activity; DNA binding. NCBI's taxonomy places the organism in Eukaryota, Metazoa, Chordata, Actinopteri, Siluriformes, Ariidae. The coding region runs from base 1 to 1833 and encodes 610 amino acids.
AUGUCGUUGAUCUGGACAUAUUUUACCGUGUGCCAGGACGAACCGAAACAGGCUAUGUGUAAUGCUUGUAAGUCUAAAGUAAGCCGUGGAGGAUCAACGCCUAAGACUUAUGGAACAACCAACUUAAGACACCACUUGGAAAAGAAACACCCAUGCUUGUUUAGCAAGUAUAAAGAAGACACGGCUGCUAGUGCUAAGACUAAGAGGGAUGUACCUGAGUCACAGCAACAACACCCCACCGUCGCCCCUAUGUUCGACACGAGUGUUGAGAAGUCUAAUGCCACCACUCGAAAAAUAAUGGAGUACAUGGCACUGGACGACCAGCCGUUCAGCGUAGUGCAGGAUAAAGGCUUCGUCAACCUGAUUAAACACCUGAGUCCACGGUACAAAUUACCAAGUAGGCGAUACUUUUCUGAUACAGCGCUGCCAGAGUUGUUUGAGAAGGUUUCAAGCCAUAUACGCAAGCUACUCAACGCCACCAAAUCUCCGAUCAGUUUCACGACGGACAUUUGGACUUCUAACGUGAGCUUAAUGUCAAUGUUGAGUCUGACCGCUCAAUGGCUGGAUGAUGAAUUUGAGCUACAUCAAGUCCUGCUAUACUGUGAAGAAUGCCCUGGUUCCCACACUGCGGACAAUUUACGAGCCAAAUUUGAAAAAAUGAUGGCAGAGUGGAACAUCGACAAGAAGAGGGUUCAUGUCGUGUUGCGUGACAACGCUCGGAAUAUGACCAAGGCACUGGAUGACUGCAACUUCGCCAGUCUCCCGUGCAUGGCACAUACACUCCAGCUAGCGGUGAAUGAGGGACUGCAAUCUCAACGCGCAAUCACCGACGCCGUGGCAACAGGCAGGAGAAUAGUCACGCACUUCAAACACUCACCGCUAGCCUACUCGAAACUCCACGUUAUCCAGGAGGAGUUGGGUCAACCCAAGAAACGCUUGCAACAAGACGUUCCGACACGUUGGAACAGCACGUUUUACAUGUUGCAGUCGCUGUUGGAACAAAAACGCGCCUUGAGCUUAUACGCAACAGAACACGAGCUGCCGACAAUAUUCACCACACACCAGUGGGAGUUAAUUGAGAAUGUGUUGAGCAUCCUUCAACCUUUUGAGGAACUCACAAAGACAAUUAGCUCCUCGUCAGCCACCGCCUCGUCCGUCAUCCCUGAAAUCACUGCACUGAAGCGCCUUUUGGGGAGAGCAGCAGACACCGACCGUGGUGUGGGCACUGCCAAGGCCACGCUGUUGGAAGCGGUCCAGAGACGGUUUGCAGACAUCGAGAAGAAUCCACUGUACCUUGUGGCCACUGCUAUGGAUCCUAGAUACAAAACUUGCUACUUCUCAGCAGAAACAAAAAAUGAAGUGAAAAGGGUACUUCUGAACAUGCUGGACAGAGUGGACACCAGUGCCAUCAGACCCACACCUGAUCAGCCUCCUGAGGAACCUGCCAUCGCACCUCCAACCAAAAGGGCAAGCCUACUGCUUUCUGUGCAUGAUGAGAUACUGAUGGAGAAUGCUAGCAAUGAGGAGGAACACCUGCUAGGCCGCCCUGCAUCUGUUCAGUUACAGCGUUACCUCUCAGAGCUGCCCAUCAAGAGAUCUGAGGAUGAAACUGUAAAUGAUGUACUAAAAUACUGGCGUGAAAACAAAACACACUACCCUGCACUUGCCCCGCUUGCCCAAGCAUACCUCUCUGCUCCAUGCACAAGCAUUGAUAGUGAGCGCUUGUUUAGCUUGGCUAGUAAUGUCCUUGAUGAGAAAAGAAACAGGCUUUCUGGGGAGAAGGCAGAAAUGCUGCUGUUUGUGAAGAAGAACCUGCCAUUGAUGGUUGAGUGAUUGCACUGGGGGUGGGACAGAGCACUUUGUUCACAACUUAAAGCUACCUGUUAAUUUCAAUGUUAUUUUUUUAUUUAGAGAUGUCAAGAGAGGUCAAAUGCAAAUGUUAAAAAUGUUAUGAGAACCAGUUUCAAUUGACAAGAGCAUGUGGUGCACUUUAUUUUUUUUAUCCUAGGCCUAUAUUAAAUCCUGCACUUAUUAUGUGAAAAGAAAUAAAAGGCCUAAAAUGUGAUUUACUUAGAGAACCAGUUUUCAAGUGUGCAUGGUGCACUUUAUCUUUUGUUUGUCUUAAUAUUUUAGUUUUUUUCCUAUAUUGACCUGUAAACUGGACUGAAUGUUAUGGUCAGUGUUCUAAAUAAAUCUGCUCAGGGGGCACUGUUGAAACUCA